CCAAAAGCAGCAUCAUGACUUAUACUCCCACGAUGGGAGGCAAAGUAUGGGGCCAGAAAUGGCGCUCCUCGCCCUUAUUCAUCGUGGGUGCCAUGGCCAUCGCACUGUUCACGGACACUUUCCUGUAUACGUUCCUCGUGCCAAUUCUGCCCUACGUACUUGAGAAUCGCCUGGGGCUGGACGUCGCAUUGACGCAGCGCAUGAGUUUUGCCUUGUUGUCCGAAAGUGCGGUAGCGUCCCUGGUUACGAGUCCCUUUAUCGGUCACUACGCGGAUGGGCUAUCCUCUAAGAGAGCGCUGCUGGUUGGGUCUCUGGUGGUGGCUUUGAUUGGAUCGAUAAUCUUGGCGAUGGCGACUACGACUUUCACGCUUUUCGCCGGUCGUCUCAUCCAGGCGAUUGCGAGCUCCUUUAUCUGGGUCGUAGGAUACGCCACUAUCGCAGAUAACGUUCGACCGGAGCAUCUGGGUAAAACCUACGGUGUCAUUUCCCUGAUCGUUGCAGCGGGUACCUCGGGCGGACCCAUGGUAGCGGGCAUAAUCUUCGAGCUGGGAGGCUACUGGGUCGCAUGGUCGAGCGCCUUCGCAAUCCUGAUCGUAGACAUUGUUCUGCGAUUCCUCAUGCUAGAGAAGUCAAAAGAGAAAAAGGAAGAAAUAACGCAGCCUUCGCACAACAGCGCAUCGGUGGAUCCGGAGAGUGCACCGCUUUUGGGAAACAACAAGAAUGUAAAUGUACCGAAUCUCGCGGGCUGGAGAUUCUAUGUCUUCCUCCUCCAGCAUCGCCGAUUUCUGGCGGGCGUAGUCAGUUAUUUCUCCUUCGCAAUCUUGAUCUCGAGCUUCGACACCACCCUUCCCCUUCAUGUCCGCGACGUGUUCAACUGGGGCAGUUUCCCCGCGGGGAUGAUGUUCUUCGCCCUACAGGGUCCUGGGAUUAUUCUUAGCCCGUUUUGUGGCUGGCUGAAAGACCGGGUUGGUACGAGGUGGCCGACGACGGCGGGGUUUCUUCUCCUUGCACCGAUCAUGUGGGUGAUUGGUAUGCCGGGCGACGACCGCUUCCCUUGGGUCAAUGAAGGCGACCGAGGGAAAGUGAUCUAUACGAUCUGCGUCACCCUAGUAGGGUCCGUUUCAUGUCUGAUGAAUGGGGCGGCAACCAUUGAAGCGACAGUCACUAUUGACGAGCUCGAAGCCGAGUCGCCUGGAAUCUUUGGCCCCAACGGAGGCUACUCGCGAGCCCUGUCCAUGGCCAGCAUGAGCUGGACCCUGGGAGCAUUUAUCGGGCCCGUGCUUUCGGGAUACCUGGCGGAGCACGUCGGGUACUAUGAAAUGAGCACUGUGAUUGCCGUUGUGUGUGCGGUCUCCGGAGUCAAUGCGUUCUGGAACCUUGACUCUCGGGUGCAUUUCGACCGCGUGAGGGAGACGCAAUAGUGAUCCAUGUGCUUUUGCAUGAUUGCUUGACGUUUCGUUUUGCAUGGCGUAGAGAAGAACAGUUUGCAUGUG
Aspergillus aculeatus ATCC 16872 is the source of this 1493-nucleotide messenger RNA. RefSeq names its product MFS transporter. The record is from RefSeq and is a predicted model, not a curated record. Gene Ontology annotation, biological process: transmembrane transport. Lineage: Eukaryota; Fungi; Ascomycota; Eurotiomycetes; Eurotiales; Aspergillaceae. The coding region runs from base 15 to 1421 and encodes 468 amino acids. The transcript has 6 exons. Gene Ontology annotation, molecular function: transmembrane transporter activity.